Messenger RNA from Pezoporus occidentalis (night parrot), 1315 nucleotides. RefSeq lists its product as uncharacterized. The transcript is spliced from 2 exons. The coding region runs from base 173 to 1261 and encodes 362 amino acids. The record is from RefSeq and is a predicted model, not a curated record. NCBI's taxonomy places the organism in Eukaryota, Metazoa, Chordata, Aves, Psittaciformes, Psittacidae.
UGUGGACUUCCUUGUACCUGCAGUCUUGGAGGAGAUGUAGAAGCUUGUACAGGGAGAUGGCCAGGCAAGGCAGAAGCUGAUGAUGCUAUAGGGGACAAGAGCCUGGUGGUAUCAGGGGCAGCUCCUGCCCUUUGGGUAGCACUCACUAUACCCCUGCCUUGCGGUGGCAGAAAUGGAAGGGAUGUUUGGGGAGGAGAAGCUGGAGCUGUUUCCAGCCACGGUGACAACUUGUACCCUGUCCUGCACCAAGGAUCACUCACCCUGGCACCGCUACACUGCUGGGUCCAGGGGCCAUAGCAGGGCUGUGAGCUCAUGCGGUCGGUGCCAUGGGUACCUCUGUAAGCACAGUUUCCCAUCAUUGUCCUGCUUCCUUCCUUUUCCUGGCACAGAAAAGAGCUGGGAGGUCCCAUGGCUUUGGGGACAGCCGGGUUUCUGCUGCUCCUGGCUGGCAGGAGCAGUGGUCCUCAGGAGGCAGCUCAUGCUGCUGGGUGCUGGGGUCAUUCUGCUAAUGACAGCCCUGUGGGUGUGCAGGCAGCAAACACGGGUGGUGCCUGCAAGUGCAGAUGUGGAACAGCUGCUGGAGCACUGCUGGGGGUGCCCGCUACAGCCCCCUCACUCUGCACCAUCCCUGCCUCCUGCCCCAUCCCUGCCUCCUGCCCUGUCCCUCCCUCCUGCCCCAUCCCUGCCUCCUGCCCCAUCGCUGCCUCCUGCCCCAUCCCUGCCUCCUGCCCCAUCCCUGCCUCCUGCCCCGUCCCUCCCUCCUGCCCCAUCACUGCCUCCUGCCCCAUCGCUGCCUCCUGCCCCAUCGCUGCCUCCUGCCCCAUCCCUGCCUCCUGCCCCAUCGCUGCCUCCUGCCCCAUCGCUGCCUCCUGCCCCGUCCCUGCCUCCUGCCCCAUCGCUGCCUCCUGCCCCAUCCCUGCCUCCUGCCCCAUCCCUACCUCCUGCCCCGUCCCUGCCUCCUGCCCCGUCCCUGCCUCCUGCCCCAUCCCUGCCUCCUGCCCCGUCCCUGCCUCCUGCCCCAUCGCUGCCUCCUGCCCCGUCCCUGCCUCCUGCCCCAUCCCUGCCUUCUGCCUCAUCCCUGCCUCCUGCCCCGUCCCUGCCUCCUGCCCCAUCGCUGCCUCCUGCCCCGUCCCUGCCUCCUGCCCCAUCCCUGCCUCCUGCCCCGUCCCUGCCUCCUGCCCCAUCGCUGCCUCCUGCCCCGUCCCUGCCUCCUGCCCCAUCCCUGCCUCCCGCCCCAUCCCUGCCUGACCUCCCGCCCUGACGCCGUUCCUGCCCAUGCUGUCUCUGCAGGAUGCCGAACUGGGGAGGAGGGAAG